AUGGCCAGAGACGACCUGCCGACCAUUUUCAACCCGAAGCGCGUCCGCGCGCCUUCCGUCAUAAUAACGAGCGAGGAGGUGGUGGAAAGCGAGCGGACUGGUGGCAGCGGCGGCGGAGGCGGCGGUGUAGAAGUCGAGCGUGAGCGUGGCAAUGGGCCAACGACACCGUUGAGCCCGCGCGCGCCGCUCACUCCGCAGACUUCGGUGUCGUCGGCGCCGCCGCUGACCAGCCAGCCCUCGCUGCAGCAGGCCUACAGCGAGUCCGCCGCCAGCAGCCAGGAUGAGGAGCGUCAGCUACGAGACAAGAAAUGUCCUCGCUCUUGUUGUUCUAAGUUUGCUAAGAAGAUCUACUAUGGACUGUGUGUGACGUUCACUCUCACAGCAUCAUGGGUGACAACCACACAUUGCAUAAAGCACAUGUACCUUCAAGAGUAUGCCCCAAAUAAUUAUGGAAUAGUUUAUAGCACAGAAUCUUCGUCAAUAGUAUACACGAACAACACUAAUAAAUUUCGCACACAUAACAUGUACAAUGCACCAUUCUUCACAGCAUGGUUCUGCACCAACUGGCUAAUAUUCUUCUAUCCCCUCUACUUGCUAGUGAUGCUCAUUCACAACAAAUGCAAAGCAAGCAAUGAGAUUGUUUAUGAUGCGUUCAGUGAUUUCAAAGAAAAGGGCUUCACUUUUGCGCGGUUCUUGAGCCGCUGCGGGCUCUUCUGCCUCCUGUGGGUGGUGACAAUAUACAUGUACAUGUAUUCGUUGAAGAUCCUCCUAUCUACGGACGUGGUCGCGCUAUUCGCUACCAAUGUCUCCUGUAUCUAUCUGCUUUCCUGGGUCAUACUUCACGAGCAGUUCGUUGGCGUCAGGAUAGUGGCGGCCAUACUGUGCGACACUGGCAUAGCCCUCCUAGCGUACAUGGACGGGAUCAUGGGGAGCUCCACCCUCGGCGGCGUAGUGCUCGCCGCCUGCGCAGCCGCCGGCUUCGCUAUAUUCAAGGUGCUAUUCAGAAAGGUGAUGGGGGAAGUGAACUCGGGGCAGCGUGCGUUAUUCUUCUCUAUCCUGGGCAUAGUGAAUGCUUCUCUACUGUGGCCGGUGUGCCUCGCCCUGUACCUCACCGGGUCAGAAAUCAUCCCCUCCCACCGCAUGCCCUGGACACACCUGCUGCCUGCCAGUAUUGCGCUGCUCAUAUUCCACCUCGUAUUCCAAUUUGGAAACGUGAUGACGUACAACAUAUUCGUAUCGCUCGGGCUCAUCACUGCAGUACCGGUGUCGGCAGCCCUAGACGUGGUACUAUACGAGUCGCAGUUUGAAGGCAUGAAGCUAGCGGGGAUAAUACUGAUAACUGUCGGGUUUUUCCUGGUGAUGUUCCCUGAUAACUGGCCUGACUACAUCAUGAGGCUCUUGAGAUGGAGUCGUCGGAGGCAAGGCCAGAACGGGUCGGGCCGCAACCGCGACGCGAUGGACUACCGCACCGGGUACAUACGGUCGCACUUGCGCUCGCCCUCCGGCCGGGUCAGGUGACCGGACAGCGACCCGACCCACCUCAACGGGGGCGUCUUCCUCAGCCCCCUAGACGCGCUACAAGACCUGCAAGACGGAUAGAAGGCCACAAGAGAUUUUGAGGUUAGAAUAGAAAUGUCACAAAAGAACGAUUGCUACAGCAGAGAUUUUGAGGUUAGAAAUGUCUCUGAAGAACGAUUCGGUAGUGUUCGCGGUGGUAGACUUGCAAUAAGUGACGGCACGGACCAUAAUUAUACCAUUGUAUGUACAAGUUGGAAAAAAGCAGUAGAGCGGAUAUUUUAGGAAUAUUAGCUGUAGUAUGGAGAACGCGUACCGCGCGCGCGCGACGUGUUCUGAACCAACGUCAUUGGCUACGCGACAAAUAAACUAAUUUCAUAGGCUUAAAUAUGUUUCGGCUACUGUUUCUUUAGCCUGUUUAUGUGAUGUGAUUGGUUUAAAAUGUACCGGUGUUGCCAAUAGGCAAAAUGGUCAUUUUAUUUUACUCUUUUUGCCAACUUGUAUGGACGAAUGGUGGAUAAAAAAUCAAUUAACGACGGUACGGACCAUUAUAAUAAUUAAACCAUCUAUGUUAGCAUAUAAGUGUCCAUCGGUUUUGAGCGACGAACGUAAAAUAGUUUGCAUGGCAAGAGAAGUGUAGGGUUGUACACUAAUUCGAACGGUUUAAUGUUGGUUACAUUGACAUAUUUGUUCCUGCAAAUUCGUUGAACAAUAGACAAGAGGAUAACUACGAAACGUCAAAACUUCUAUGGAAUUUGUAUAGAAAUACAUGCGUAUGACGUCAUCAAUAAACGUAGUCAAACGCCGUACCCUUUGUUAUGUAAUUCAUAAUUGAAAUUCGUAAAUCAGUCAAAAUGGGAAAUGUGAUUGAUUUUUGAUCAUCUUGGACUGGUGUCUAUUUCUAGAUUUUAUCAUUUGUCUUUGACCCAGUUACAUAGCCUAUUCAAGUUCCAAGUUUAUGGAAGCAGGUUGAAGUUUUUAGGCUACCUAUCGGAAUGGAUGUAUUUCUAGUUGCCACAAUUUCUCAACUCUAUCUUAAUACAAUAAAACUGCUCAUUAUGUGUUGACUGACGAUCCUGGGACCUCUGAUGCUGUCCAAAUAUACAAGGUGUUAUUCUAUAUUCAUUGCAAUUCAUUCAUUCAGUAGUUCAAUUUUAAGCUCUUUCCUCACUGAACUUUUCUCGUAGGCCGUACUGUUUCACUGAUGAUAACGGUUAUUUAGGACUUAAUGUCAGUCGUUAGAAGUAAUGCUAUUGAAAUGUAUCACUUCAACCAUAUUACAUCAAUAGCUAAAAUGUUUUAUGACUCUCCUUACUUUUGAAAAACAUGAGUUCUAAUUUCAAUAAUAUUUUAAUCGGUACCGACCGUCAGUAGACUAAAUACGGCCUUAAUCUAUCAGAAAAUAAUAAAAUUAACUCUCACUUCAUUUGAUGUUCUUAGAACGUGUUCAUCAAAGUAAAGCUUAAUACUAGAGCAACACUGGAAAGGAGUAGACAUACGCCGGCGUUCCCCUCUGCGAAAUGGAUUAUGUAACGUAUGCUAAUUACAAUUCCUUCGUUCCAUUGGGGUCGAAAGACGCAGUUGCUAAUGGCGACUUUGAAUAUAGUCGUAGCUAAGAGUUAAUACAAAAUAACGUAGUUCUGGCGAAUAUUUUAAUAAGUUUGCCACUUUUACUUGUUUUACCUGACAUUUCAUCAAUAAUAUUUCCUCCGCUUAUUUUUGCCAAUUUUAGAACUAUUUUCCCUAAACGAAUUUUCGAAUUUAUCGAUAGUCCUUUUAUCGACAAUUGGUACAACCACAAUGUGACGUGUCACACCUUCCCGUCCCUUGAAAAGUGGCAGAAAAUGUUGUAUUGACAACUAACGCUAUGGCUACUCCCCUCCGGUCCGCGCACGCCCGUGUUGCUCUAUGUAGAUCACUCAUCACAAGCACUUAAACCUUUAAUAAAUAAAUCUUUAAACUUAUCUCGAUGUUGUGAUCCCAUCAGUAGCGUGUUUCUUAGGAUUUGUGCCUCUUAAAAUUGUGAAAAUAGAUUUUAUUCAUACUUUUAAAGGCACAAAUGGUUGGCUUCCGAUUUUGUAUAUAAAAAAAAUCGAAUAUAUACCUAGUCGAAUAAUAGUCAGGGUAUAAAUAUAUGAUUUCAUUCAUUUGCCGAUUUGGUUAACAGUAUUAUUAUUUGUUAGUUUUAAUUUAUAAAAUGACGUAUUUAUUAUUGAUCUCAUAAUUGUUUUUACACGUUUUAAUUGUUAAGAGUAAUCAGGAUUUUAUUACACAGGUUAUUUACAAUUAUUGUAAGGGUAAAGUGUACCGCCCCAAGUAGUAUUAAAGCACUGUCAUUGUCAAGUGGAGUUGCGUGUCGAGUGGUCGCGGCCUCGACGUGAUUGAUGUCUGUGCUCGGUUUAAAUAAUCAACCACAAUAAGUUGGUUAAACCACUGAAGUGUUUGGCUAAUACUCCUAACCUAUAUUUACUGUAAAUGUUUCUAAAAAGAAAAGGUUCGGGACGAAGCAUAAGAACGCAUGGUUAAAUCUGAGAUUUUCAAUUUUUGACAAAUAUUGCUCAAUUUUCACAAUAAUACAUUACAGCGUAUUUAGUUCAUAAUUGAAAUCAGAUCACACAAAAUAUUAUGGUCUUUUUUACGUUUUUGUCUUGACAAUAAUGAACAGUAUACCUGCUCCAUCUCGGGAUCCUGAUCCAUUUCGUUACGUAACAUUGCUUGUAAAGCUUAUUAUAUAUUAUUCAUUAGCAUACAAUUCUACACAUCCGGAUGUGAUUUUUGACACACGCUAGUUUCAAUCCAGGUAAAAAUAGGGUAGCUUCCAACGGGGAAGCGCUGAAGGCUCUCACCCGGUACAACGUUUAAGACAACAGGCCUGACGGUGCCCAGUUGGGCGCGAACCUCGGCUCAGGGCGUCAUCUGAGGAAAAAUAUUUGAAAGAAUUAAUCGACCCUAGUGGGUCGAUAGCGAUAAGCGCUGAUUGAGGGAAAUCGUCGACCACGCCUGUUUUGUGAAAUUUGAAAUUACUAUGAAUUUGUAUGAAAAAGCAACCUGUGACGUCAUAGAAAAACGUGAAAAAAUGUCGCAAUUAUUAAUCCAUUUUCUUUAUAACUUAAUUUAAAACUUAAUUGAUAAAUCAAUUAAAUAUAAAAAAGAAAACGUUUUUGUCACCUUUAGAUCUCUAUCUUUAGUAAUCAGAAUUUCAUAAUUUAUGUUUGACCUAGGAAACUACCAAAUUGUGACCUAAAAAAAUGUGGUCACAAUUUUUACCUGGUUUGAAAUUAACUGAAAGAAAUCCAGGUUUUCGGUUGCGUGAUUUUGUCUAUGUUGCGUCGAUAAGCACUCGGAGCAGCCAUCAUGCCGCAGCAGUCAUGUAAUCAUAUCGAGGUCGCAGCGACUUGGCUUACGUGUGAACCCUAGAGUAGCUGUAGACACGUUAUCCGUAUUCGGAUAUUUUAACUAUUUUAUACUUGUUGUUCUAAGGCUCAUUCACAUCUCAUGCUCAUAGUCUUCUAGUCUUCUAGUGAAGAGUAGGUACUGGUGCUAAUUCCUGCAGACGCCAUCUAAUUUUAUUUUAAGUUGUACCUGUCAUUUUCUUAUCCACUGAAAAAGAAAGGGACGGGUAAUCGACAGACAUAAAAUUUAUGGAACACACGUCAAUUUUAAGUAGAAAUCUAAAACGACCGUCUAAAAAUUUGACAUCAGCCAAUAACCCGACAUAGUUAAGUAGACACGUCAAACGGAUUACAUACAUACCAGCGAGAUGCCUAUUUUAUUCGCCCGGGUUAUUCAUUCGUUUUAAAAUUAACUUGUUGACAAUCAUCCGUCCCUUUCCUUUUCGGCGGAUAAGAAAAUGAGGGGAAUAACUUAAAAUAAAAUUAGGAGGUGUCUACAGGAAUCGGGGCCACUAUAUCCUUAACUAUUGCUAUCAAUCACUCCCCACAUCUCUUAAAAACGACUAGCGUUUUAAAAGUUUUCUCGUAAUACUAUAAUCUAUCUUCACUGUCCCAUUUUCGCUUGUUAGUAGGAAGCGUCUUGUAGAGUACGGCAAUAAAGUGCGUUAGAUGUGAAUUGGCCUUUAGGCGACUAGAAUCGAAUUAAAAAUCAAUUCAUUUUACUUAUACUGCAGUCUGCGAGAAUAUUUAACGAAGUUAAUUGAAUACAAUAAAGAGGUCCGUAGAGCAAGGUCUUUAUUGUAAUUAAUCAUUCUGGAUGCACAUUUUUAUUUAAAAAUAAAACCCCAUGUGGUUGGGUAGAGAACGUAGCUACGCGUACCUAAUGUAAACUACUGAAAAUUCAUUUCAAAUGUAUCUAUGUAAAUGAUGUUGAUGUUUGAUUUUAUCAACUGUAUGAAACAAAGCGGCGAUCAGUACGUGCUUAUGGGCCGUUUUAUUAAAACAGGAAAGGAAUGUGGGUCAAUGUUAAUAGAUAUUUAUGUGUCAGGGGGCCCGCUGCCGGCCGCCCUUCCUCUGGCUAGUUUCGAUGUUUGUAAUUGCUAUUGUCUUUUACAAAUAUAAUAUUUAUUUACAGAGCUGUUAUGUCUACGUUCAUAUCGUACAAUAGGGCGGUUGACUAUGUUUAUUUUUCAUCAAUUUUCAAUAUUUUGCCGGAUAUCUAAUGCGGGAGAUAUUAAUAGUUAAAGUCAGUGGUGGGGGAAUGAUCCGUCACGUUCUGGCAAAACGAUUGUAUGAGCCGUUUCUCACUUUUAAGGCACUAGGAAUAUGUGACGUCUCGAGUUCCUAUUGUCAUUUCUUUCUCCCUGAUUUUAGAUGGCUGUAACUAAUAACGAUUCUGUUUUCACAUUUGGCUAUCGGAAAACGUCGAAUUUUUUAUACUUGUCAACUACCCUAUUCGUCACACGUCACACUCCGCUCUCACAUACUUUCUUACCUCCGAAUUAUUCCUCGAAUGUCGAUGUUUCCUGGCUCUACGGACUAUCUUACAAGUGAAUGUUACACCGUGUUAACCAUUAUUUUGAAUAGUUUAUUUAUAAUUGCGUGCCUUUACAAGUUAAGAUACCUACCUGUUUAUUGUUGUUAUCCGUUUAAUGUAUUUGUACGAUUCUGUUCCCUUCGAAAGUCGGUGUAUUAGGCCGUGUGUCGUCAUAGUGGAAUUCCUUUAGUACUGACCUAGAAAUUAUCUCAAUGUCUCCGUUGUGACUACGAUGUUUUGUAUGAUUGUCUACUGUAUAAUCAUUUGUAUAAGUACCUGUUUAGUUAGGAAAUGUACUCACUAAACAACAUUUGUAUAUUUUUAAUAAUUAUUAAUUUUUAAUAAAACAAUGUUAAAAUUGAGUAUCUAAAAUGUUGAAGACAAAAGUAUAAAUAUUGAUCUCAAAUAUUAAAAGGAAAUUUUUGUACAUUGGUUAUCGUUUACGCCGGUCUUUGUUGCUUGUUUAAUUAGAAAAUUUUAAAGACUGAACUUAAAACGGAAAUUGACUAAAAUCAAUUACGAGUCAUGAAUAUUUUCUAGUCUUAGUUCUAGGUAUUGUAUGUUUACAUCCCAGUAGUUUGUUAGGGUCGUCUACGUCGUUGUUUAGAGUAGGCGAUACUGUAACGUUGUUUAGGUCACUAAUAGAAGCAGCAAUAAUACCUGCAGUAGUGGACACGAGACAACACCUGACCCCUGUGAUUCAUUUUGUUAAAACGUAGAUGUAAUCUGUUGGUCAUUCAAUAAAAUUUGUAAUAAAAAUAAA
Messenger RNA from Pectinophora gossypiella (pink bollworm), 7207 nucleotides. RefSeq names its product putative thiamine transporter SLC35F3. The coding region runs from base 1 to 1518 and encodes 505 amino acids. The record is from RefSeq and is a predicted model, not a curated record. The transcript is spliced from 10 exons. NCBI's taxonomy places the organism in Eukaryota, Metazoa, Arthropoda, Insecta, Lepidoptera, Gelechiidae.